GUUCUCCAAAAUUUUUAGUCUUUCUUCCCAAAUUACACCUCUUCAGGAUCCCUCUCUCUCCUGAAUUUAUAAAUCCCUAAUCCUAAAAAACCCUCUUUUUAUUCUUUUCUCAAAACCCUCGCUUUCGAUCUCUCCUCUCGUUCUCUUUCUCUCUUAGGUCCUGUGGUUAUUUCUCUGAACUACAAAUAUCAAGUGACCUUCAAACAAGAUGGUUAAAGUUGCUAUUUCACAUCAAUAACAUGUUUGUCUACUAUGUUGUUUCUUUUUUGUAACUUGAAGAUACAAUACUGAAUUUAUAAAGAGAUGGCAGCUAGUAGCAAAUUUGACCUACCAUCAGACAGCCCUGAUGGGUCUACUUACAUGAAUGGUCCACGCAGUUCUCACGGAGCUGCUUCAUUGGAGAGGGUGGGAAGCUUUCGUGAGGGUUCAGAGAAUCGAGUAUCAUCCUCACUUCCAAGCAUGUCUAGGUCUGGUUCAACAAUAUCACAAGGUGACACAAACAAUCUAGUUCAGUCUCUUCUUUCAGAUUUAAAACCAGUGGUUUUGGAGCCAAGGUUACCUAGAGCAGGAGAGCUAAAAAGAGGUAUUAGUUCCAUUCUUGGUGUCUCUCCUGAAGAUUCUGUUCAUGCUUCAGUCAACACAAAGCCUUUGCCUUCUUCAUCGGUGGAGGAACUCAAACGUGUGAAGGGUAAUCUGAAUGAGAGUUUUUUCAAGGCGAGGGAACGAGUGAAAGCGUUUAGUGAUGCAGUUUGCAAAAUUGAUAAUUAUCAGCAUACACAGUCGAAAAAGCGUUCUCGAGCUGCUAUUUCAUCAAAUGAUCGCUCCAAUGCAUUGUUUUCUAGUGCUAGUAUGGUCAAGGUGGCCCCUCAGAGUCAUAUGAGUCCCAAUAUAGGUUCUCAGAAAAUAGAAGAGAAGGUCAAACCCACUGUACCAAACAGGAGAGCUCGAACAUCUAUGGUGGAAGGAAGGAUGGACGUUCGGGCUAAUGCUAUUUCUAGACCAUCUGGCCUUCCUGAUACGGGCAGAGAGAUGUUCAAAUUUGUAAAUAGUGGUCCAGCAACAUCAGAAGAAAAAGGUCGGGCAUUAACAUCCGAGGCUGAUGAAUCCGAGAAACCAAGGUUAAAGAAGAAACGCUCUGUGAUUAAAUCAGAUGGCUCUGGAAGUGCUGUUAUGGCUAGAGCACUUGAUAGUGAUAGGGAGACCAAACGGGUAAUGCAACCAAAAGUUGGUACUGAUGUACGGCCGAGACUAAAUAAUACCCAUGGUUUCAGGUCUGGACCUGCAUCUGGAAGCAUUAGAAUUGGAAAGCCCGAUCUAACUUCCCAACAAAAUAAUCUUGGGAUGAGGCCUUCACCUAGAAGUGACCAAGACAACAGCUCACUGCCUAAUGACAGAAGAGAUCGUCUAAUUGGUUUAGAUAAGGAAGGUGCCACUCUCAAAGUUGGUAACAAGCAAAAUAGCAGUGAAGAAAACACAACUGGCAGUUUAUUAACAAGGUUAAACACAUCUGUUCGGGCUCCCAGAUCAAACUCAGGUUCUCUGUCAAGGGCAUCCCCAAAUCCUCAUCGAGUGCUAGCAAAUCCUGAUGACUGGGAGCAGGCACAGUUUACAAGUAAGGUCAAUGGUUUUGGCGGGGUUGUUAAUCGUAAAUCCUCAUCAUCUCAAUCAGCAGCGUCACCUACACUUCCAUCUUUCGGACAAAGGCCUCAAAAGAUUGCACGUGUUGCAAGAAGAUCAAAUUUACCUCUAGUUUUAAAUCACGACGAAUUGGCCAUAUCUGAUACACUAGAAAAUUCAUCCAUUAAGGAAGAUGGGCUUGGGGUUGCAAGGCAUUUGUCUUCAAAUACUUCUCAAGUUAAAUUAAAAAUUGAUCACAUACAACAGGCUACUCUUUUGGAAAAUGAGGAGGCUGGUGUCACUGAAAGCAAGUCAAAGGAUAAAGUUAAAAAAUGUAAUGAGAUAGAGGAAAAAACUACACCAUCUUUGCAGAAGGUUGCAUCUCUGAUUUUGCCCACAAGAAAGAACAAGGUGCCUGUUGAAGAUGAUAUUGGAGAUGGCAAUCGAAGGCCAGGACGGGUUGGAAGAGGCUGUGCUCCUGCAUCUUCUGCCUUGCCUGCCGCAUUCGAGAAACUAGAUAAUAAUUCCACUUUAAAACAAACAAGAAGUGCAAGAAUUAGUUCUGAAAAAAUUGAAAGCAGACUAGGUCGUCCCCCUUUCAAGAAAUCAUCUGAGCGCAAGUGCCAUACCCGUCUAAAGCAUUCAGUGAACAAUGCAUGCUUAGAUGCUGUUGGAGAAUCAGAUGAUGACCAUGAAGAGCUUUUGGCUGCAGCAAAUGCGGCCUUGAAUGCAAAGCGUGCUUGCCCCAACUCUUUCUGGAAGCAAUGUGAGCCCAUCUUUGGUUUAUUCUCUGUGGAAGAUAUAACAUAUUUGGCACAGCAGAUCCAGCCUGUAGAUGAUGAGAUUUCUGCUAGUAGGUCCAGUAUGUAUGUGGAAAAUAGUGGGCAGAGCCUGAAGGAUGAUUGUGGACACAUUUCACUGCCAUCAAAAUCUGCCCUUGGGUGUUUGGAUGAUCCUGUUUCUAUGUCAAAUGGAAGUAUCUUGACUUCAGGCGAAAGCAACAUAAAAAUCAACAGUGAAAUAAAACGAGAUGAGCCUUUAUUGGAGCAGUUAGUAAGUGGAAAAGGCAUUCAAAGUGGCAUUUCAAUUUGCCAAGCUCUUCUUUCAGCUAUUAUUGAAGAUGAAGAUGUUGAAAAUUUCUACUGUGACACUAGUACAUCAGAGGAAUACUCUUACUCAGAUGCUUAUGGAUAUCGAUCUGAGGUUCGCAAUUGGAUGUUCCAUGAGGAACCACCACAAGACAAAUUGGAAAGUAGUAAUGGCUUGCAAGACACAGGACCCAGAUCCAGGCUUGGAAAUUCACUUGAUGAUUUUUUCCCCUGUGGCACAGUGUCCCCUGACAUUGCAUGCACUGAAUUCCAGUAUAACCGGAUGAGCAUCAAUGAUAGGAUUCUUCUGGAACUGAGUGAAAUUGGUCUCCACCCAGAGCCAGUGCCUGAUUUGGCUCAAAGUGAAGAAGAAGAUAUUGGUGAUGACAUUACUAAAUUAGAAGAGGCUUCAGUUCGGAAGAAGAAAAGCUUAUUACUCAAUCUAGAGAAGCUUGUGAUGGAGGCAAGAGGAGAUCAAGAAAGGAAACUUGAGCGUCUUGCGCUGGACAAACUUGUUGGGCUGGUGUAUGACAAAUAUAUGGCUUGUUUUGGUCCACAUGCUUCUGGUGGUAAACAUGUGAAUAAAAAUACGAAGCUUGCCACGAUGGCCCUGGUUAAAAGGACCUUAGCUAGAUGUCAGAAAUUUGAGAAGACAGGGAUUAGCUGCUUUGAUAAGCCUGCUUUUAAGGACAUGUUUCUCUCUAUAUCUUCUCACAAUGCUGACAUGGAAAGUAUGGACAUUGCCAUGGAUGGUGAGGCCGCCAAGAGUUUUGCUUCAGCUCAACACUCACAAAGAACUACGGAUAUUGGCACUUGUCUGGCCUCACAACCAGUGCAAGGGAUGAAUAUGCUUGAUAAGAGUUGUAACACUCUCCAACCUAUCAACCAAUCAUCAGAACAGGAAUACGGUAAAGAUGAGCCAUGGUUGAGCAGAGUGAAGAGGAGGGAAGUAUUACUUGAGGAUGUAGUUGGUGGUAGUAGUAGCAACACUAUACGACCCCCCACGGGCCUAGAAAGUUCUCUUGCAAGGGGUACAAAAGGGAAAAGGAGUGGAAGGGAUAGAGGAGGGAAGGGGAGCAAUAAGGACCCGGCAUCUAGAACUGGUACACUUAAGGCACGACCGUCUUUAUCUAAUGUCAAGGGUGAAAGGAAGACCAAGGCCAAGCCGAAACAGAGAACUACACAGUUAUCGGCUUCUGUCAAUGGUCUCCUUUCCAGGAAUACAGAGCAACAACCUGAUACACUAUUAUCUUCUUCCGGCCACAAAUCACAAGGAAAAUUAGAUGAGAGUACUUCGCUUUCGGAUUCUGUCGGAAUUCAGAAAACAUCUGAUGAUGUCGAGGCUAUUGAGCUGGGCCAUUUGCAAAUACCUGAAUUAGAUGUUGACGAUUUCACUGGUCAAGGACAGGAUCUAAGUUCAUGGUUGAACAUUACGGAUGAUGACGCAAUGCAAGACUUCGAUUGUAUGGGGCUGGAAAUUCCUAUGGAUGACCUUUCAGAUGUUAAGUUGAUGAUAUAAAUGCCGUUGCUCGUGUUCGAUUUUUUGUAGCAUACACUGAAGAAAGUAUACCCAAUGUUGCAGUCCGAGUCCGAGUAAUUUCUCGCUAUAUUUAUCCGUCUUCCGGCUUUUGAGAAGUUAAUAGGGAUCAAAUCUCUGUGCUCUCUGUUUUUCUUGUAAUUUUGUUCAUGUGGCCACUGCUUGCAGAAAUCUUUGUUUCUUGUUUUUCUUUCUUUCUUUUUUUUUUUUAAUCUUUUUGGCAAACAAGGUGGUGGUGUAAAUGUUUGGUCAUGCAAGAGCUUUGUAAAUACUUGAUGCUGAUUGACAUUAUCUCAAUCAGUGAGUGUGGUUGUGACAAUUGUAUAUACAUUUUUGUCUCAAAUAAAAUGAAAUGAUAUUUAUCUUAU
Molecule: messenger RNA, 4610 nt
Organism: Dioscorea cayenensis subsp. rotundata (Guinea yam)
Lineage: Eukaryota; Viridiplantae; Streptophyta; Magnoliopsida; Dioscoreales; Dioscoreaceae
Exons: 17
Coding region: 304-4224 (1306 amino acids)
Source: RefSeq, a predicted model, not a curated record